AUGUUUUUGUUUUCUCUAUUUUUAUUUGUUAAGUCAACUACUACUAGCAUCGAUUACACAUCUUUUGUCACUAAAAUGAUAUCGGAGAGUGAUACAAAUAAAAUCAUUUAUAAUCGGAAUCUCCUUAGUUUAAUUAAUAGUAGAUUUGUUAUUCCUUUAAGAGCAUUUGAUGAUACCAUUUACUAUCCACUUGAGAUGUCUGAAAUGUCAGAAAAAUACAAGUCUAGCAUUUUAAAAGAAACUGAUGAUUUUUAUCAAAUAAAUUCUUUUGAAAAAAAAAUUAGCAUAAAUGACAUGAAUGGUAAAAUUUUAGGAAUUUUAGGAAAGUCAAGAAAUUUAGUUAUUAGUGUCAGAGAUUAUAAAAAUAAUGAAGAAAAUUUAAAUUUGUUAAAAGCAGUUUGUAAAGAUACGGAUUCUUUUGUUACAAUUAUUCCUGCAUCUUUGUCUGCAGUUGUAGGUAUGCUUGUUAAUGAUGUGGAGGUACAAAAAUACUGUAUUAUUUCUGUAGUAGGAAAUGUGACUGUUUGUACAAUUUAUGAAAUUACAGCUAGUGAUAAAAGUGUGAAUAUUAAAACACUCUUUUCUGAAGAAUAUAAAAAUUUUGGUGAGUCUCAAUUUGAUAAUAUAAUUUAUAAGCAUGUUAAAUCUAGUUUACAAAAAAGAGGAGAUAAAAAUCUUGUUAUUAUUCCCACCUUUGAUGAAUACGUUUAUAAGGAUAGUGAUUUAUUUUUAGAUAUUUCAGGAAUAUGUUUAGAAAUAAAAAAAAAUAUUAAUUUUAGUGUAUCUAAUCGUCCUACAGAAGAAGAAGUAGCUAUUAGUAAAAAUGAUAAAGAUGUAAAGAAAAUAAUUGAAAAUUUAAAUUGGAAUUUUGAUGAAAUAAAAAAUGAUUUAUUUGAAUCAGUAAAUUCAAAACAAAUGGCAGAAUUUACGAAUAAAAUAUUGGAAAAGUGUGCGGAAUAUGGUAUUAAAAAAAAAUAUUUAAUUAGUACCUAUAAUGACACGUUAAUUAAUAGGAUAUUAAAUUUGGAUAAUUUAUCAAAUAUUCAAGAUACAUUUAUUUUGAAAGGUGGUCUUAAGUAUGUUCAAUCGAGACACAUUACAUCAAAAAAGCAGAUAACAUCUGAUGAUCCCAGAAUAUGUGAAGGAAAUACUAUGUUUAAUAACUCAAUGUUUUAUUUAGAAGAAGAGAUUAAAUUAAAAAAUAAUUUUAUAAGUAAAAUUCAAGAAAUAAAAGCAAAAGAAGGUAAAUAUUUCGAAUUUUUAUCAGACGAUGCUUUAGAAAAAAUUGAAAAGUUUAUUAAUUUAGAUCCUGAUGUUAAUAAUUUGAAAUUAGAAGAUGUAAAAAAAUUUUUUGCUAUUUUGAAAGAGCUAGAUUAUAAAAAUCAGAAAACUAAAAAUGAUAAACUAACAAGACCGGAUCAAAUAAGAAAACUUGAAGAUAUUAUUGAAAAAGUAAGUAAAGUUAAAGAAGAGAGAAAUGAAGUAUGGACUAAUGCACUUGAAAAAAAAUUAACUGAAUGUAAAACUUUUUUAGAUGACAAUAGGAAAAAUUAUGAAGUUUUUGGAUCUGAUUUUGUAGAAAAAGCUUAUACAUUGGAAGGAAUAUUGGAUUCUAGUAUUCGGUCUUUUGAACAGAGGAAAGCAGCAGAGUUGGCUGCAGAGGAAAAAAAGAAAAUGGCUGAAUUGGAAGAAAAUAAGAAAGCAGCUGAAAUAGUUGAGGAAGAAAAUAAGGAAGCAGCUGAAAUAGUUGAAGGAGAAAAUAAGAAAACGUCUGAUGGAGAAAAUAAGAAAGCAGCUGAAACGGUUGAAGAAGAAAAUAAGCAAUCUUUUAAUAAUCAAUUAAAAGGGGAUAAUCCAUUUGGUGCAACUUUUCCCGAUUUUAGUAAGUUAGUUUCGAGUCCUGAAAAAUUAAAAUUGUUACAAGAAGAAUUUGGGCGUUAUUUGGGCAAAGAAAAUAUUAAAAACUUUUUAAAUAAAAGUGCUGUAGAAAAGAAGCAUAAUGACAAUCCAGAAAAGCAGAAUGCUUCUGAACGAGAUGACAACAGAGAUUUAUAA
Vairimorpha ceranae is the source of this 2055-nucleotide messenger RNA. RefSeq lists its product as hypothetical. The record is from RefSeq and is a predicted model, not a curated record. NCBI's taxonomy places the organism in Eukaryota, Fungi, Microsporidia, Nosematidae. The coding region runs from base 1 to 2055 and encodes 684 amino acids. The transcript has a single exon.